UGUACAAACUGCCAUUUCAAAUUAAGUAAACUGUCACUUUCGAGAGGCACUUCAGUGUGGUCUCUGUGUUUUUGUCUAUUUGUUUUGGUUUUAUCUGUGGGAGUUUUUAGGGAGUGAAAAGUUGAGAAAUAUUCCAGUGCAUCAUCUGAAUCACAAGAAGAAGUGUUUAUUUUGAACAUUUGCCAUCUGUUGUGAGUUAUGCCAGAACCAUGGCAGAGGAGCAACUACCACUAAACUGUGAUGAAGGCUACGACUCAAGGAACUCCACUUUAAGCAAAAAGUCAGACAAGCUGGAGGCUAAGGAAGCUGUCCAGGAUACUCCAAAGGAGGAUGGAAACCAGAAUAAGUGUAAAGAAUGCGAUGAAAGGCGUUCAGAUGAACCAGUAAAGUUGAGUUUUAAAAGAUUUCCGGAGAAUCAUGAGGAGCAGGAGAAGAGAAAACACAUUGAGGCAGCCCUCGAGGAUUCCACCUCAAACCUCGAGACGUGGCGACAAUUCGCACUCUCGGAAUAUGGGCUAAUAAAUGAUGAUCUGAGGAAGAAGGUUUGGCCCCUUCUGGUUAACAUUGAUCCAAAUGAUGUUGAGCCAGCACCAAGUCUCGACGAACUAAAGACACAUCCUGAGUAUAAUCAAGUCAUCCUCGAUGUCAACAGAUCUCUAAAGAGAUUCCCCCCGGGAAUCCCCUAUGAGCAACGUAUAGCUUUGCAGGAUCAGCUCACAGUGCUCAUACUGCGUGUCAUCAUCAAGUAUCCGCAUUUAAAGUACUACCAAGGUUACCACGAUGUGGCCAUUACAUUUCUCCUGGUUGUUGGGGAGGACGUGGCAUUUCACGUGAUGGAAAUCCUUUCGACGCAGCACCUUGUGGAGUGCAUGCAGGAAACAAUGGAGCCAACACAGCGUCGUCUUCUUUUUCUCUAUCCCAUUAUUCGUGGCGAAAAUCAGGCCCUUCAUGAUUUUCUCGAACGUUCAUCCGUUGGCACUCUAUUUGCCCUGCCCUGGUACCUUACGUGGUUUGGACACAGUCUCAACCAGUACCGUGCUGUAGUUCGACUCUAUGAUUACUUCCUGGCCUCUCCCUUCCUCCUGCCCAUCUACGUCACUGCUGCCAUUGUUCUGCACAGGGAAGAUGAGAUCUUCCGCGAAGAAUGCGACAUGGCCAGCAUCCAUUGUCUUUUGUCGCAAUUACCUGAUGACCUGCCUUUUGAAUAUCUCCUGCGUCAUGCUCAACAGCUCUAUGUACGUUAUCCCCCAGCGAAAGUUGAGGAACAGGUCCGUCAGAUGCAGGAGCGUGAGAAGAUAAGGAGGGCCGAGGAAGAAGAGCGAAUGAGGCGUCGACGAGCUGCCAUGCAGAAGAAAAGAGAUCGUCCUGUACCCAUUGGAUUCCUCAAUCGUCUUCUGCCUCAUACUCUUCUCAAUCGACGCAUCGUGCUGGUAACAACGGCCUUUUCCAUCCUCGUCGGCAUUUGCGCCUACUACUACAAGGCCCAGCUGCCCCAACACUUCCGGUCGCUGCCGUAAAUUUUCUCUCUCUCUCCCUCUCAGCUGAGAGGGUAGUUCCUGUUGUAAGUAUUCUUUCUCAAUUACUGAACAGUGUGUGAUUUGUAGCGACUUGGAAGGUUGGAUAUUAAAGUAUUUGUUUUUGAAUGAGAUGAGGCACCUUUUAAGACAUUUUCAUUAGAAUACUUUUUAGCUCAGCCAAUGGCAUAAUGGACAAAAAAGAAAAGUCUUCAAGAGAACGAAUGAGAGAUUGUGAUAAAAAUUGGCAAUCUUUCUUCAUUAACAAAAAAAAGCUACAGAAGCAGACAAUUGAUUGAGUGAAAAAUUAUUCGAAAUAAUUAAUGGAGAUAAGCCAAAAAGUGGCAUAGAAGUCAACUGAUUUCUCUAUUUGAUUAGCUAAAUUGAUAAAAAAAAUUGUUAAAGUUUAUUUUAUUGGGUGAUCGAAUGUAGAUAAGUUAUAUUGCUGUAAGUAAUAAAGAAAUACAAUAUCUUUUAGGAAAUCAAGUAAA
Messenger RNA from Phlebotomus papatasi, 2005 nucleotides. Its product is annotated as TBC1 domain family member 20. The transcript has 5 exons. Lineage: Eukaryota; Metazoa; Arthropoda; Insecta; Diptera; Psychodidae. The coding region runs from base 210 to 1517 and encodes 435 amino acids. Gene Ontology annotation, cellular component: endoplasmic reticulum membrane. Gene Ontology annotation, biological process: positive regulation of GTPase activity; endoplasmic reticulum to Golgi vesicle-mediated transport. Gene Ontology annotation, molecular function: GTPase activator activity. The record is from RefSeq and is a predicted model, not a curated record.